Pararge aegeria (speckled wood butterfly) is the source of this 1290-nucleotide messenger RNA. It is a transcript of the gene P5cr, whose product is annotated as pyrroline-5-carboxylate reductase-like. The coding region runs from base 107 to 931 and encodes 274 amino acids. Gene Ontology annotation, biological process: L-proline biosynthetic process. The record is from RefSeq and is a predicted model, not a curated record. Gene Ontology annotation, molecular function: pyrroline-5-carboxylate reductase activity. Lineage: Eukaryota; Metazoa; Arthropoda; Insecta; Lepidoptera; Nymphalidae. The transcript is spliced from 5 exons.
GCAGCACUCAGCUGUAGAAACUGCCAAAUUAGUGACCGGUGGAAAAAAUUAUACAAUAUACAUAAAGUAUUAAUUAAAGUACUUAAUAACGAUUUACGAUAUCAUUAUGUCAUUUAAUUUAGGAUUCAUUGGUGGUGGGAAUAUGUCCACAGCAAUUGCCAGAGGCAUAAUAAAAAAUGAUAACCACCCAGUAUCAAAGAUAUGGGUAUCAGGGCCACGAUUACAUAAUCUUCAACAUUGGAAGGAUUGGGGUGCUAAUGUGACAACAAAUAGUGGCGAGUUAGUAAUACAAUGUGAUGUUGUGUUCAUCGGAGUAAAACCUGGUGUAUUAAGUGAAGCUAUAAAUGACUGUUUGCCUACUGUAACACCUUCUUCCAAAAAUGUAUUAUUUAUUUCCAUGUUGGCAGGAACUCCUAUUGAACAAGUGCAUAAGGUUCUGAAACAAUUGCCCAUAAUAUCAAAUGUGAUCCGUAUACUGCCCAACAUACCAAUGACAGUAGGUGCUGGAUCCUGUAUAUAUGCAAUAGACAAUAGCAUAACACAGGAACAGUGCAGGCUACUAGAAAAUUUAUUGCAAGGGUGUGGAGUUGUAGAAAAGAUUCCUGAAAAACUUAUGGACUCUCUGGGUGUCCUCACAGGGUGUGGUCCUGCUUUUAUAUACAUAGUAAUAGAAGCUCUUGCGGACGGCGCAGUCAAGGAAGGUGUACCUCGUGCAAUGGCGUUAAGGCAUGCUGCUCAGAUGGUGGCCGGUAGCGGUCAAAUGGUACUGCAGAGUGGAAAGCAUCCCGGCUUGUUGAAGGAUGAAGUUUGUUCACCCGGUGGGUGCACCAUUUGUGGUGUCACUGCUCUAGAGAAUGGAAAAUUGAGAGCCACAAUGAUCAACGCCAUCGAAGCGGCUGUAGAGAAAACUAGAGAAAUGGGAAAGAAGUAAAUAUUACGACAUUGGGUAAUUUUAUUUUUGCAAGUGAUUAUUAACCCUUUGUCUAUGUCUAGAUCUUAAUUGAAACGUUACCGAAUUUUAAAAUUCGUAUUUUUUUUAAGGUUUUUUAUUUCAAUCACAUGACUGCAAUUAUACGUCUUCAAUACUCGAUAUCUUACUCGUGUAGCGAGGUAUUCGUGAAGCAUUAAAGAAAAACUGCAAAUAACGUAAGGAAUAAAAAUAUAUUAUAACCUUUUCUCAAUGAGCAGCAUGACUAACUUUGUUUGUAGAUUUUUUUGCUGAUAACUAAACUAUGCUCAUUGGCGUGCAUAGAAGAUAUGCACAGGGUAUGCAGAUAAUACAAAAUGAAG